This is a messenger RNA of Mycotypha africana, 1576 nucleotides long. Its product is annotated as P-loop containing nucleoside triphosphate hydrolase protein. Gene Ontology annotation, cellular component: cytoplasmic stress granule; nucleus. Bases 31 to 1443 code for a protein of 470 amino acids. Gene Ontology annotation, molecular function: ATP binding; RNA helicase activity; RNA binding. The record is from RefSeq and is a predicted model, not a curated record. Gene Ontology annotation, biological process: poly(A)+ mRNA export from nucleus. The transcript is spliced from 7 exons. NCBI's taxonomy places the organism in Eukaryota, Fungi, Mucoromycota, Mucoromycetes, Mucorales, Mycotyphaceae.
UCUCUCUCUUUACAAUUGUAGGCAAUAAACAUGGCUGAUCCUCUCGAAACCGUUACUUUGAAACUUGGAGAUCUCGCUACAAGCAAUCCGCCCUCACAACCCUCUAGUGUUCCACCACCAGCACCCGCUGGAGGCCCACCACCUCAAUCCAAUAACUCAACACCAAAGCCAACUUCUGAAGGCGAUGAUUCAAAUUUGAUUAAAAGCACACACACUGUUCAAGUCAAAUUAGCCGAUCAACAAGCUGAUCCUAAUUCACCACUCUACUCAGUUAAAUCUUUUGAACAACUCGGUUUGAGCCCUGAGCUGUUGAAGGGUUUAUACUCUAUGAAAUUCUCGAAACCCUCCAAGAUUCAAGAACGUGCUCUUCCUCUAUUGAUCAGUAAUCCUCCUAAAAAUAUGAUCGGUCAAUCUCAAAGUGGUACUGGUAAAACCGCUGCUUUUGUUCUUACCAUGCUGACACGAGUGAAUGAAGGCAUGAACGUUCCUCAGGCUAUUUGCUUAGCCCCAUCUCGUGAAUUAGCCCGUCAAAUUAUGGAUGUUGUAGAGGCAAUGAGUAAAUUUACCAAUAUCACAAAGAAAUUAGUCGUUAAAGAUAGUUUAAGAAGAGGUGAACCAGUUCAAGCUCAAAUUAUUGUCGGUACACCAGGUACCGUCAUGGAUGCCAUUAGAAAGAGACAAUUGCCUGUUGGACAAAUCAAAAUUUUUGUCUUGGACGAAGCCGAUAAUAUGUUGGAUCAAGAUGGAUUGGGUGAUCAAAGUAUCCGUGUUAAAAACAUGAUUAAAUCUACUCCACUGCAAGUCGUACUUUUCUCAGCUACAUUCCCUGAGCACGUUCGUAUCUUUGCCGAAAAAUUCGCACCCAAUGCGAAUGAAAUUUCUUUGAGACGUGAAGAUCUGAGUGUCGACGCCAUCAAGCAACUUUACAUGGAUUGUGAUAGUCAAGAACACAAAUAUGAAACUCUUUGCAACAUUUACGAUUUACUGACUGUCAGUCAAAGUAUCAUUUUCUGUAAGCGACGAGAGAACGCUGAUGAAAUUGCUAGACGCAUGAAAGCUCAAGGACACUCUGUGGGUUCUCUUCAUGGCGGUAUGGAUCCCUCUGAACGUGAUCGUGUCAUGGAUGAAUUCCGUCGCGGUGUAUUCAAGGUCCUCAUUACCACUAACGUGCUUGCGCGUGGUAUCGAUAUUUCACAGGUGUCUUUAGUUAUCAACUACGAUUUACCCUUGGAUCAACGUGGACAAGUUGAUUUUGAGGCUUACUUGCAUAGAAUUGGUCGUACUGGUCGUUUCGGUCGUACCGGUGUCAGUAUCAUUUUAAUUGAUAAUAAGCGCGACUGGGAGCAGAUGCGCGAAAUAGAGGAUCAUUUCCAACGAGAAAUCAUUAAUGUUCCAACUGAUGAUUGGGAGAAGGUGGAGAAGCAAUUGAAGGCUCUCAUUUAAAAAAACCCUUUUUGCUAUUUUGAAUAAAAGCAAUAUUUCUCAUUGAAUACAGUCUGAUGUUUCAAAUUGAAGAUACCAUCUGAAGAAUACUGUAUAUGAGUUGCUUAGGAACAACCAUUUAUAAUGAGAUUUG